Saprolegnia diclina VS20 is the source of this 319-nucleotide messenger RNA. RefSeq lists its product as hypothetical. The transcript is spliced from 2 exons. The coding region runs from base 1 to 282 and encodes 93 amino acids. The record is from RefSeq and is a predicted model, not a curated record. NCBI's taxonomy places the organism in Eukaryota, Oomycota, Saprolegniomycetes, Saprolegniales, Saprolegniaceae.
AUGUGCCAUGCGCCAAUGCAGUGCCGCAAGAGCCGAUUUGCGGUCGCUCAGGCGCUCUUGCCGGGCGUCGAGCGGUUUUACGAGUGCGGCGGCCUCGAGCUUCGCGCGCUUGCUUCUCUUCCGACGCUGUUUACGAUCACAACCAUUUGUGCCAUCGCGUGCAAGAGCGAAGCGCUGGGCUACGCUGUCGACGCCAAUCUCUACAGUACGAUCCUCGCCAAGGCUUUUGGCGCCAGCCUUUUGCAAGAGCCUGCGACUCGUGCGUCGUCGACUGGACCUUAGGAAAUCAAAGUCAAUAUAUUCAUUUAUACACGUGGAA